AUGGCUUCUCAAGCGCCCACACAGCCGCGCCCGUACAAUGGCCAAGGCUACCUGCCCAACGGCGGAGCGCCCUCUGGACCCGUGCCUGGCGCGCAGCCGCUCCUCCCCAACCAAGGACGAGUGAUACAAUCGGGCAGCGCGAGAGUUCUCUGCAUCGCCGACGUGCGAGGAAAUCUUCAGUCACUCAACCAGCUCGCCGCCGACGCACGGGCAAACUACAUCAUCCAUACUGGCGAUUUCGGCUUCUACGAUGAGCGCUCGCUUGACCGCAUCGCUGAAAAGACCCUCAAGCACGUCGCCCAGUAUUCACCUCUCCUCUCCGACCAGCAGAAGCGAUCCAUCGCCACCGCUCCCCCGCAACCGCUUAUCAAGGAACGCUUUGCACGUGAAAAGCUGCCUCUGUCCGAGCUCCCACUCUUCCUAAAUAAGACCUACACACUACAGGUGCCCGUCUAUACAGUAUGGGGAGCCUGCGAGGACGUCCAGGUUCUGGAGAAGCUCCGGUCCGGCGAAUACAAAAUCGACAACCUGCACAUAAUCGAUGAGGGCCACUCUCGGUUGCUCGAUGUUGGUGGCAUUAAGCUGCGACUAUUGGGACUCGGAGGUGCCGUGGUCAUGCACAAGCUGUUCGACAAUGGCGAGGGCAGGACUACAAUUGCUGGCGGUCAAGGAACUAUGUGGACAACACUACUCCAGAUGGGCGAACUUGUGGACACUGCGCAUCGUGUCUACGAUCCCACCGAAACCCGAAUCUUCGUUACACACGCCUCACCAGCUCGUGAGGGACUGCUGAACCAGCUCUCCGUCACCCUGAAAGCCGACUUCUCGAUAUCUGCUGGUCUCCAUUUCAGGUAUGGUAGCUCGUACAACGAGUUCAGCGUCAACCCAACCCUCGAUCACUACCGUGGCAAGCUCGCAGCCUCCAAGGCGUCGUUCAACGAUGUCUGGGACACGGUCAAGGCAGAGGUUGAGCCGGCCGUUGCGGACAGCGAGGCACAGCAGAGAAUGCUCAACCUUGCACUCGACAUCGUAAAUAAGAUGCCCACUAUUGCCAAUGGUGGAAACCCAUUCGGAGGCCCAACCCCAGGUCCCGCGAGUGGCCAGGUCGAUGAAAGUGCGUUCAAGAACAUGUGGAACUUCAAUCUUGCGGAUGCAGCGUAUGGCUGGCUGGUUCUGGACGUUGACAACGGCAGAAUUGGGACUGAGAUGAGAGCCCAAGGAUUCAACUUCGCUCAUCGUGGCGGAAAGGCGGCUGCCUCUCAAUCUGGCCAAGGUGCACCAAUUGCCCCUUCAACGAGCACCGGGGCUCCGACCGGCGGCAAUCUUCCCAACCCCUCUAGCCAACCUUCGCCAGCUCAGAUCCGGACCCCCAAUAUUCCACCACAACAAAACCGCCAGCAGGCUGCGCCCACACCGCCAGCGCAACAGAUCAAGCCUGCAUCUCAGCCAGCCCGUACGGGACCCUCUCCAGCCCCUGCGACUCCCAAGGACCCGAUCAAGCCGGCUACGCCCCAGCCUCCUACGUCUACCGGAGGACACGCUCCGGCUAAUGCUGGCGCAGAGAAGGCAAUUCCAAGCGAGGUGAAGCCGAAUGGAACUGCUGCUCCCGAAAAGGGCCCAGAAUCACCCGCUCCAAAGAAUGACUCUCCCGCUCCACAGAAGGAGAGCAAGGCGUUGUUCAUCGUCAACGUCAAAGAUGAAGAAGAGGCGAAGAACCUGCUUGCCGACGAGGACAAGCCAAAAGUGGAGAGGAUUGAGAAGCAGAAGCACUUCUUCAUCGCCCACUUCGCUAACAAUGGCGAAAUGCAGGGCGCGCUGAACCGCAUUUCCCAGGAGUUCAAGGGAAGCAAGCAGGAGAGCAAGCCCGGAGUGCCCAGCGUGAAGAUCUACAGAGAUCCCUCGAACCCCAGCCGCUUUGGAGCUGGCAGCUGGCAAAGCAGCAGCAGGGGUGGCAUUCAGAGUGGCGGAUACCGCAGUGGCGGUGCCAGCGACAGUGAAGGAGGCCGUGGUGGACGCGGACGAGGCCGUGGCAACUUUGGAGGCGAUCGUGGUGGCAGCCAGCGAGGCCGUGGACGAGGCCGCGGCGGAUUCGGCAGAGGCGGUCAGGGCGAGGGUGCUGCUGCAGCGACCGGCGGAGAGUCGUGA
Messenger RNA from Mytilinidion resinicola, 2145 nucleotides. RefSeq lists its product as uncharacterized. NCBI's taxonomy places the organism in Eukaryota, Fungi, Ascomycota, Dothideomycetes, Mytilinidiales, Mytilinidiaceae. The transcript is spliced from 4 exons. The record is from RefSeq and is a predicted model, not a curated record. Bases 1 to 2145 code for a protein of 714 amino acids.